Molecule: messenger RNA, 2158 nt
Organism: Ictalurus punctatus (channel catfish)
Lineage: Eukaryota; Metazoa; Chordata; Actinopteri; Siluriformes; Ictaluridae
Gene: kansl2
Product: KAT8 regulatory NSL complex subunit 2
Exons: 10
Coding region: 133-1539 (468 amino acids)
Cellular component (GO): NSL complex
Source: RefSeq, a predicted model, not a curated record
GGAGAGUGGGCGGGACUUACCGGGACUGUGUGUGUGGCUUACUUAGCAAGCACGCAUUCAAUUGGUGGGUUUGCUGUUGUAGUUAGUGGAGCUUCGAAGUCAGCGACUGUAGUGUUAAAUAUUGAAACCCGGAUGAACCGGAUUCGGAUCCACGUGCUGCCGUCCAGCAGGGGCCGAGCGUCGCAGGCCGCGCGCGCCCACGAGCCCCAGACGUGCGCGUUCACGCAGAGAGCGUGCUCUCAGUCUCGCAUAGAUGGCUGGGACUUCUGCAUCAAGCACAUCCUGGAAGACAAAAACGCUCCGUACAGGCAGUGCAGUUAUGUCUCCAGUAGGAACAGCAAGCGCUGUCAAAAUGCUGCGCCAAAACCAGAAAAGAAGGACGGAGUUGCAUUUUGUGCAGAACAUGCACACAGGAAUGCUUUGGCUCUGCAGGCACAGAUGCGCAAGGCGUCCUCUGGACCGUCCCCUGAGGUCCUGCUGUCUCAGCUCAGUGGCUACAACAGGAUGGAGUUGGGCACUCUCGGUCAAGAUAGCCGCAGUGAAGCCAACCGCAUUCUAGACGAAGAGAGCUGGAGUGAAGACGAGCAGGACCCGGUGGUGCUCGAUCAGACGUGGAGAGGAGAUCCUGACAGCGAAGCAGACAGCGUAGACAGCGACCAUGAAGAUCCUCUCAAGCAUGCUGGGGUGUACACUGCCGAAGAAGUUGCCCUGAUCACGCGUGAAAAGCUCAUCAGACUCCAGUCACUCUACAUAGACCAGUUUAAGCGUCUGCAGCACUUGCUGAAGGAGAAAAAGAGACGCUACUUACAUAACCGCAAGAUCGAGCAUGACACGAUAGGCACCAGUCUUUUAACAGGACCUGAGGGUCUGUCCAUGAAAGAGAGGGAAAAUCUGAGGAAGCUGAAGGCGUUACGUCGCUACCGGCGGCGCUACGGAGUGGAGGCUCUGCUACACAGGCAACUCCGGGAGCGCAGACUGGCUGUUACUGAGGGAGGAACCCCACAGGCUCACUCGGUACGCCCCAGCCAGAGGUGCAUUUCCUUUGUGGAGGGGACGCGAUGUUCAAAUCCCUGUCUGCCGAUGACCCGACACUGCGUGUCUCAUAUUUACCAAGACAGUAGCCAGGUGUUGUUUAAGAUGUGCCCAGGCCUAAAGGAUGUGCCCUGUGACAGGCCGGUGCACAUGGGUCAGUCAGAGGAGCCACGAUGCCCGCUGCAUCUCUCCCUGCCUCCCCCCAUGUACCAGCCCGAGCAGGAGCCACUGGCACCGGAGCAGCUCUCUUUAGCACCAACAGACAUGUACCUGAGUGCCGCCGAGCUUCAGCCUACAGAGAGCCUGCCACUCGAGUUCAGCGAUGAUCUGGAUGUGGUAGGUGAUGAGGAGAUGCAGUGCCCUCCGUCACCACUCCUCUUCGACACUGCCCUUGCGCUGGAAGACCAGACCAUCCGUGCCAUUGCAGAGGCUCCUAUGGACAUUCUUACCUCAGGACAGGACCCCGAGCUCUCUGAAACGGACGACAUGUCUGCAGCAGACCAGUAGCUUGGAAAAGUGCAGUUCGUGUGCUAAGGACAUGCUUUGGAGAUUUACAGCAGUGUGAUUUUUAAUAAUACAUUGCUCGAUUCAUUCCAUUCAAAGAUGCUACACUGGUUCUGACCUUGAAUAUCCCGGAUCUAUUAAAGGACACUAAUAUAUAUAUAUAUAUAUAUAUAUAUAUAUAUAUAUAUAUAUAUAUAUAUAUAUAUAUAUAUAUAUAUAUAUAUAUAUAUAUAUAUAUAUAUAUAUAUAUAUGAAUGAUAUGAUAUGAUAUGCACACCCCCCAGGCUGUGUCAGAGGUAUCUGAAACAGCAGGAGAUGAGGAUGCCAUACAGAAUUCAUCAAAGGACCCUGACACAAUAACAACAGUCUCUACAUCCUGAGCACCUUGUGCACUGAUUUUCUCAGCUGUCUAUAGACUUUUACAGAACCUUCUGCACCGGCGUCCGAUCCAAAGCCAUAUUUAACAAAAGCCGACAUGUUGUUGGAGGAAACGUUGCACCCUGUUUAUAGAAAAUGUUCUGAAGUAUAUUCCAAAAGUGCUAAUACAUUAAUACUUGUAGCCCAUAUGAGUCUGUCACUUUCUUUGGAAAUAAAACGGAAACUAUGUCGCCCUGGUCUGGAA